ACACAGAAUACUGAGGAGGAAAGUGGGCUGGUCUCCAAUUUUGGAGAUUUCGCUUCAAAAUGGGGUUUGAAACAUGUGGUCCGAACGAAGUGAUGGUUGUUUCGGGAUGCUGCCAUUCCAGGUCCCUGUUUAUCCCUGGUGGGCGUGUCUUUGUAUGGCCUGUUAUACAACACUUACAAAGACUGACCUUAAACACCAUGGAUAUCCAGGUAGAUAGUUCCAAUGUAUACACACAGCUCGGUGUAGCUAUUUCUGUGACAGGAAUCGCACAGGUAAAAAUUCAGGGCUCCAGUAAAGACAUGUUGGAGUCUGCCUGCGAACUUUUCUUGGGAAAGCCAGAAUCUGAGAUCCGUAAGGUGGCUCAGGAAACCCUAGAAGGUCACCAGAGAGCUAUUAUGGGAAAUAUGACUGUAGAGGAAAUCUACAAGGACCGUAAGAAGUUCUCCAAAGCUGUGUUCGAGGUAGCUUCCUCUGACCUGGUCAACAUGGGAAUCUGUGUCGUGAGUUACACACUAAAGGACAUUCGUGACGAUGAGGGCUACCUAAGGUCAUUGGGUAUGAAGCGUACGUCUGAGGUAAAACGUGACGCCAGAAUUGGAGAGGCAGAAGCGAGGAGAGAUGCUGGUAUUAAGGAAGCUAUGGCUGAGGAGCGCAGAAUGGCUGCCAGAUACGCAAACGAUGUUGAGAUUGCUAAGGCCAAACGUGACUUUGAGCUGAAGCAGGCUGCCUACAACAUGGAGAUUCAGACCACCAAGGCCCAGUCUGAUCUUGCUUAUGACUUACAGGCUGCUAAGACAAAGCAGAGAAUCAAGAACGAACAGAUGCAGGUCAAAGUUGUGGAGAGGACCCAACAGAUUCAGCUGCAGGACCAGGAAAUCUUGCGUCGUGAACGUGAACUUGAGGCCCAGGUACGCAAACCUGCUGAGGCCGAGAGGUACAGACUGGAGAAAAUCGCUGAGGCUGACAGGAUCAAGAUCACCCUCGAGGCUGAGGCAGAGGCUGAAUCAAUCAGGGUGAAGGGUGAGGCUGAAGCUUUCGCUAUUGAAGCCCGUGCCAAGGCUGAGGCAGAACAGAUGGCCAAGAAGGCUGAUGCCUGGAAGGACUACCAGGACUCUGCCAUGAUUGACAUGAUCCUGGAGACUAUGCCCAAGCUUGCUGCUGAAGUAGCCGCUCCUCUAACCAACACCAAGAAGGUGACAAUGGUUUCCAGCGGUAAGGGAGAUAUUGGUGCCUCUAAGCUGACUGGAGAGGUUCUUACCAUCAUGGAGAAACUUCCAUUGGUAGUGGAGAAUUUGACUGGCAUCAGUAUCUCAAAGAACAUCAAAGCUGCAACCCGUCGAUAGAUGGAGGAUGACUUCCCCACGUUUUGCUUUAGUAACAUUAAUCAACUAGAGAUGUGCGGGUCCUAAUGUUCAUGAGACACAGGUCUCUGUACACGUACUCAAACAAAUGACUGAUGUGCAAGUUAUCACAUGUGCAUCUCUGUACAUAUGUAGAUUUUAUAUCUGUGAAGUCAAAACAAAACUUACAUUUCUUUAAUCCUGUCAGCUGCGAUUGUGUUGUCCAUGGUAACGUUGUAUACUAGUUACGGUAAUGCCGUCAGUAAAUAUGUUAUACACAGGUAAGUGACAGCUCAUUAAGAACAGGUAGCAAGCAGUACAUAAUUAUAAUUUGAUUGACAGAAAUGAUUAAACACAUGAGUGUUGCCAUGGACACUUGUGUAAGUACUGAGUGUUUCAACUCGCGUGUUUCCUCGCAGGUACAUGUGAUUUUUAGAAAGACAUGCAACGUGCUCAAAAGUUUAACAACUAUAGUGUUUUGUUAAAGAUAUAUACAACUGACCCCUGAUUGUAAUGCAUACCCUAAUUCAUCUCCAUUUAGGAUCCUCAUCAAUUCAUCAGAUAAACGUGCUGUUUUAAACUGCUUGUAGCCUGUCUGAUGAGUACGUUGCCUACAUUCUCCCUUUUGUGUAUCCAUCGUUACCGCCGGCAGUUAUUUGUGUUACACAUGGACAGCCAAUCGUAUAGAACGGUAGCUAUUUAUGUGUAUAACUGUGGCCCAAUACUCAUAUCACCUUAAUCAGGAUCUUGACGGGUGUACCCAAGCAAUGUGUAGAUCUGCAAUCAUAGAGAGACUUAAUCCACUUGCAAAAAUAUCUGUUAUCCUACAUGCCUAAUUCAGCUAUCAAAUUUGAUUACCUAUUUCCGUUUAUAUAUAACUAUACUUCUUGUCCGUCUUAUUACCCAGUUAUUUAAGCAGUGUUGAAGCUGUUGAUCUGAUCAGCAGUGGUUUUGAGCUUUGUUGUUUUCUACAACAGCAUUGGUAGGACGAGUAACAGACCACUGAAUCUUUCGCAGUUUUAAAAUGUUUUGAGUGAAGAAAAUGAAAACAUUAAAAGAAAGUGUAUCACCGUUAUUGUUUGCCGGGAAAUUCUAUUGAGUAUUUGUUCUGAGCAAUAGAAGUCAUGUUCGAGACUACCCAAGCUGUUCAUAAAUCAUUUCUGCUACACAGAUUUACACGUUUAUUGUUAAUAUGGUCAAAAUGGAUUUGUUUUAUUCUUUUUUUUUCAAGAUUGCAGUUAUGACAGAAUUUAAAUUGUGUCUUAAAGAGCUGAGUCCGUGGAGAUGAGUUGAAAUCAUCACACUCGAGCCAUUCCUUUUUAAAAGACAUAACAGUAUGAAUGUAUGUUUUGAUACUGGACAUUCAGUACUUAUCUCAUGAAUAUGAUUUUAAUUUACAACAUAACAAACUAUUUACUCAAGUGGAACCAUCUUGUGUUACUGAUAUAGAUCAUACUUAUUUAAAAUAAUAUUUAGCAUAAUAAGGAGUCAAGUAAGAGACUACUGGACAGGGGAAAAAAAUUCAUUUUGACCAUAGAAGCAUAUCAGGUGUAGAGAUUUGCCCGUGGAUUUCGUCUCACUAGCCACUCAAUCAGGGGUCAUUUGAAUAUGUGAUCAUUCAUCUAUGGAAUUAAAUAAAUUGCUUUUUCACUCCUUGAUCAAUUAAUUCUCCUUGCAUAUCUUGUUUUAAGUGUAUUUAGCAAUUUAUUCAGUAUUUAUUAAGUUUACUUCAGUUCAAAAUAUCCAAAUGGUCAAUUUCGGAAAUAUUCCCAAUUAAUAUUAUAAAGAUGUAUUAUUGUAGAUAAAAGUCUUGUACAAAACGCAAUACUUAAGAUAUACCUUUUAUCAUUUUAAUCCCCAUCAUUUUACCUCAUCGUGAGAUUGUUGUUUUCUUUGUAGAUUGUGGUAUAUAGUAUAUAUGUAGGCCUUUUGACUUCCACAAGCCUCUGAAGACGGAGAUAGGAGAGGGUUGUGUAAGGCAGAAGGAAUUGUUUUUAACUUUGUGCCCUAUUGACUGUUAAAACUAAGAGAUUUUGAAAGGAUUGUUACAAAUACACCCUAGCUAUUAUUACCCAGUACAUUAGAAAGAUUUAGAAAAUAAUGAUUAAGUGAAAGAUUGCUUUAGAAAUCUUAACAUUUGAAAUAGCCAGUUUUCACAAUUCAUCCAAAAAUAGUCUUUUAUUAUGAUAAGUAUCCUACUUCUGGAAGAAAGCUUACAGACAGUGUGUUGGUGUAGGAAGGAUUGGCUGUGUUUAAGGAUGGUAUGUUUAUUCUCUCUCAGGGUCACUUCUUAUUAAACUUAUAAUUUGUAGGGCAUUUUGUAACAAUGUUAACGGUCAUGUAGUACUGAAUAAUCAACAAAGGCUGAUCUAUGCCUUUCAGUUUCCCGAUUUUAGAUUUUCACCAUAUUCAUCCAACAUUUUUAUUUGCAAAAGCAAGUUUGCCUCUAGUGAAAGAUUUUUAGCAAUCAUCAGAAACACUCCAUUUGAAAGACCAUGAAACUGCACCUGGUUAUUGUUAAAUAUUUUGUUUGAGAUCAUUAUUGAAUGCUGAUGACUAAAGUCAAUGCUUCAAUCCAAAUUGGACCAUUCUACUGAUGAUGAGGCCUUAAUUCUUUAAAACACUUGUGAUCUCGAGUGAUAUGAAACAGUAUCUCUUCAGCUAUAACAUGUCCACUGACUUGUUGCAUGUUUGUGAUGUUGUAGUUAUCUUAAUCAUAUCUUUGUAUCAACUACCAUUUGUAAUCUUUGGAAUAUAAUAAAAAAAAAAUGUUGUA
Molecule: messenger RNA, 4116 nt
Organism: Ylistrum balloti
Lineage: Eukaryota; Metazoa; Mollusca; Bivalvia; Pectinida; Pectinidae
Product: flotillin-1-like
Exons: 12
Coding region: 60-1343 (427 amino acids)
Biological process (GO): protein localization to plasma membrane; positive regulation of endocytosis; positive regulation of cell-cell adhesion mediated by cadherin
Cellular component (GO): plasma membrane
Source: RefSeq, a predicted model, not a curated record